UAGUGUUUCUUUGCUCAGAGCUAUCAGACAGACUGGUCACUGACGUCUGCAACAAUGAACUUCUGUCGUAUUUUUUAUGCACUGACGUUCUGUGUAAUAUAUGCAACUAUAGCAAGAGGAAAUGAUCUGCGUUGCCAGUGUAUCAUGACUGAAUCCAAAAAGCCACCUUUUAACUUAGUAAAAAACAUCGAGAUCAUUCCAGAAGGACCACACUGUGACAAAGUUCAAGUUAUCCUGACUCUCAAGUCUGACCAGAAGAUUUGCUUGAAUCCAAAUGCCCCAUGGGUGGAAGUCAUUAUAAAGCAUUUAUUAAAGAAACCCAAAGACUCAGUUCAAGUUGGAAAAGCAUAAAGUUGUUUUAGAACUGAACAUAAAUUGAAGAAUUCUCCUACUGUAAUGCAUUCCAUAAGUUCUUGUUUAAGCUGUUACUGUGGCAUACGUUUCAGUCAUAAUUAUUUUAAGGAAAGAGUUGUAUGCUAAUAAAUUUGAUAUGCAAAUUAACAUUCUGUCUUGCUUCAGUUCUGCUUUUACAUUAGUCAAUUUGAUGAAUGUUGUAAAAUUAAAAUCUCAAAAUAUUAAUUUUUUUCUGGAUAUUAUGCAGUCCGUUUGGAUAUUAAAAUAAGAAACUCCAGGUAAUGUUGCUUAAAUUCUUUCAUUUAUACUCACCUUGUUUUUUUUGUAGUUUUUAAGUGCAACAGCAAUUUAAACUGGUUUAAAGCUUUCAAACGUGUUUCACAUUAUCAUAGUAAGUAUAUUUUGAAAAAUAAAAUGCUUUCAUUUGACAA
Messenger RNA from Protopterus annectens (West African lungfish), 785 nucleotides. Its product is annotated as interleukin-8-like. Gene Ontology annotation, molecular function: CXCR chemokine receptor binding; chemokine activity. The coding region runs from base 55 to 351 and encodes 98 amino acids. The transcript has 4 exons. The record is from RefSeq and is a predicted model, not a curated record. Gene Ontology annotation, cellular component: extracellular region. NCBI's taxonomy places the organism in Eukaryota, Metazoa, Chordata, Ceratodontiformes, Protopteridae. Gene Ontology annotation, biological process: antimicrobial humoral immune response mediated by antimicrobial peptide; cellular response to lipopolysaccharide; inflammatory response.